Molecule: messenger RNA, 2199 nt
Organism: Fundulus heteroclitus (mummichog)
Lineage: Eukaryota; Metazoa; Chordata; Actinopteri; Cyprinodontiformes; Fundulidae
Gene: b3gnt2l
Product: UDP-GlcNAc:betaGal beta-1,3-N-acetylglucosaminyltransferase 2, like
Exons: 2
Coding region: 850-2046 (398 amino acids)
Cellular component (GO): membrane
Molecular function (GO): protein N-acetylglucosaminyltransferase activity
Source: RefSeq, a predicted model, not a curated record
UGUUAGUUGCACCUGUAUAAAAGACACCUGUCCACACCUGAUCAGACAGACUCCAGUCAGUUAGUUUUAACCACACUGCGGUCUUUUGCAACCAGAGACUUCCAGAGAGGGAGCCGAGUGACAGUUCGGGUGUUUCCGUCAUCCCCGAGCAGUCCCGAGGAGCGUAGAGGUCCAAUAAAAACGUGGUUCAGUCUGCCGCGAGGAGUCACAUGGCAAACCUAACCGGAUCAUAUAACUAUACCAUCUUAAUAAAUAUAAUAAUUGUUGUUGGAACAAACUGAGAGAUGGCUGAUUAUAACAUCUUGACUUGUUUUAAGGACUUAAAGUACUUCAUAGUGCGUGUGGGGACGCAUUUUACGUCAUUGCCGAUCAGCAUGAAGCUCAAUACAGCAGGUAUUUUCUUUAACGAGUCUCUGACGUCACUUAAGAGGCGUUUUGCUGUAAUUUACUGCAAAUGUUCCUCCAGGUGUCCGACUGCGCCGUUGGACACCUGGAGGGUACUUCCAGGUAUUUAUACUGAUUUGUAGCUAAAUGUAUUUAAAGGCGCGGACCACGAUGCACGUUCACCUGCGCGUGAUUUCCCGCACAUCCGGAUUCACGGUUCCUACAUCGGCAAGUAUCGCGAUAUCUCCCUUGUCGCCAAAGAACCUCCCCGACACCAGGAGUGGACCACAACCCCUGCUGCAGUGUGGCCAAAUCUGGUCAAGAAUAACAUGAAACGUCUGACCUGCGUAACUGACCGUCCAGAGUCGCCUCGUGGCAGAGACAGUAACAUCCGAUCAGAUCAAUCGUCUCCGCUGACAGAUCCAUGUCCAGAACUACACGGCUCUGUUUAUCCACUACGAGCUAAUGCGGUACAAUAAAACCUUCUGUACCAUGGCUGUUGCCAUUACGUUUCUGAUCUUCUACUUCACCGUAAACGUAGAGAUCAACGCCAUCACCGGCAGCGUAGGUGUCACAAAUCAGGCGCACUCCACAAGGCGCCCUCUGACCACUCACAUCACGGUGGCUUCUGAAGACCUGAGGAAGGUCAUCCCUCAGGACGCUGCGUACUGGAACCGCCUUUUCUACUCGGCCGUGAAGAGUCUGGACGCCGGCGACAGCCCCGUCAGGAAAGAGUCCCCGUGGUCCGUCUGCAGGGAGGAGAAUCAGGACUUCCUGCGCCUGAACGUUCAUGAUUUUAACUCCCACCCGCCCCUGUUUCAGACUUUUCUGAAGGGCAUGAACUGCAGAGCGCCGCCGAUCCUGAUCGAUCAGCCCAUGAAGUGCCACAACAAGACCUUCCUGCUUCUUGCCGUCAAGUCGUCCCCGGCCAGUUUCGAGAGGAGACAGGCGGUGAGGGAGACGUGGGGGCGAGAGGGGUUGUAUCAGAGCGACCGGAGAGUGCGCCUGGUGUUCUUCCUCGGCAAGAACCCGCCCGACGACCCCGACGUCGGUGCGGUGCUGUCGUUCGAAGCCAAGCGCUUCGGAGACAUCGUGCAGUGGGACUUCCACGAGUCCCUGCUGAACCUGACCCUCAAAAUGGACCUGUUCCUCCAGUGGACCGUGAGGAACUGUCCCUGGGUGUCCUUCGUCUUCAGCGGGGACGACGACGUCUUUGUCAACACGGACGCGCUGGUCGGCUACCUGGAGUCUCUGGACGCGGCCAAAUCGUCUCGGCUGUACGUCGGGCAGGUCUUGAACACGGCGAGUCCCCUCAGGGACCCGAGGAGCAAGUACUUCAUUCCUCAGACCUUCUACAGCGGCCCCUACCCUGCGUACGCCGGCGGCGGAGGAUUCGUCGUCUCCGGCGAGCUGAUGCAGUCCCUGUCUCUCGUCUCAAAGUCGUUUCCCCUGUUCCCCAUCGACGACGUCUACAUGGGGCUGUGCAUGAAGGCUCUGGGAAUCGCCCCCGAGUCGCAUCAAGGAUUUCAGACUUUUGACAUCAGGAAAGAAGACCGCGAGAACGUUUGCGUGCACAAAUACCUUCUUCUGAUCCACCAGCGCACCCCUAGGCAGAUCAAGAAGAUGUGGAAUGACAUCCACAACCCCCUGUUGACUUGUUGAACUGACACCCCCUGCAUUAACAGCGUUGUUUUUAAGUUAAAGUCUUGCAAAAGAAGGGUUUGGAUACAAAGCUAGUAAGGCUGGACGAUAAUACAGUAAUGUAUAUCAAUUGAUAGGGAAAAAAAAGGGUCAAUAAAAAGUUUAAUAGAAUAA